Esox lucius (northern pike) is the source of this 7339-nucleotide messenger RNA. RefSeq names its product PR domain containing 11 (gene prdm11). Lineage: Eukaryota; Metazoa; Chordata; Actinopteri; Esociformes; Esocidae. The coding region runs from base 253 to 3669 and encodes 1138 amino acids. The record is from RefSeq and is a predicted model, not a curated record. The transcript has 8 exons. Gene Ontology annotation, molecular function: protein binding.
UCCUGUAAUAAAAAGAUGGUGGUCAAAGCUGAGAGAAGCGGGUGACUCGUAGCAAUUAUUUCUAAUAGAAAAACUUUGCAUUGCCCAGGACUAGUGAAAUAAAAGAGUGGCGGUGUGUCAACGGCCGGGACCACUGAGGCUAGAGUGGGGGUCGGGAGAUCAUCGCAGACCCUCGAAGCGCUGCAGAUUCUGUAGAAGGUUGAUAAUGUUGGACUGACUGCACUCAGUGCCUCUCCCCUCCUUCCCUUAAAUAUGGCAGCGUCAUCUGCCUAUCAAAACGAGACAUCCUCAGAAUCCGGACCCAACAGCAGUACCAGCCGAAUCAAAGACGAGUGUGAAUCGGAAGAACCAAGCAAGAGACUCAAGGUUGAUCAUGACCAGGAUGCAGAAAAGAGCCCACAUAAAGUAGACUUUUGGUUCUGUGAGGAGUGCAAGGAAUAUUUCUUGGAGAAAUGCCCUGCCCAUGGUCCUCCGGUGUUUGUGCCAGACACGCCUGUGGCGCUGGGUAUACCCAACCGGGCUGCCCUCACAGUGCCCUCUGGAAUACAGAUUGUCCGGGAGGAGGAGGAGGUUGAUGUGUGCUGCAUAGAUGCGGACAUACCUAAAGGAGCGCUCUUCGGCCCAUACCAGGGAGAGCUCGUGUCUAAGGACAAUUCCUCUGGGUUCUUCUCCUGGAUGAUUGUUGAUGAGAACAACACUUACAAAUCCAUUGAUGGCAGCGAUGAAACAAAAGCCAACUGGAUGAGGUACAUCCGGAAUUCGUCGGAUGAGAGUGAGAGGAACUUGACAGCUUUCCAGCACAGAGAACACAUUUAUUUCAGGGUUUGCCGACAGUUGUCAGCAGGAGAGAAGCUCCGUGUGUGGUACAGCAACGACUAUAUGAAAAGACUGCACAGCAUCUCGCAGAACAGCAUUGACCGUAACCUGGAAAUGGGCAUGUCGACUGUUGGAAAAUCUGAGGUACAGCAGGACACCAGAGGACCUGUGCUCAGGUCAGCUCUGCAGGGCAGGCGCAGCCUCAGCAAGCACACCAGCGAGGAGGGGGAAGGCCAACCACAGGCAAAGAAAAAGAAGAUCGAUAUGAUAUUUAAGGAUGUCCUGGAAGCAUCUCUAGAGGCCUCAAAAAGCCAGGUCAAUCCCCUAAACAGUACCUUCUCUCUGAGGCGCAUCAAAGCACAGCAGGUCAGCCACCGCUACAGCCAUUCAACCCCGCUAUCCUCCCAGAGUGGGGAGUAUUAUAUACCCCUGGAGGAAUGCAAACAGCCUGGUCUUGGUCAUCACCAAUCAGAGCACUUAGAGGGGGGCUUUGACAUUGGGUGUUUGAAGAUUGAGGAUUCAGAAGAUGACAUUGGUCAGACUAAUGAUGGGCCUUCCACUUCAUUCUGCCCCAACUGUGUGAAGCUAAAAAAGAGGAUUCGGGAGCUUGAAGAAGAAGUGUUUCGUCUGAGGGGAGGGGAACAGGUGGAGGUACCUCCCCACCCAGAGCUGGCCCCAAUUGAGGAUCUCCAAGCUGAGGCCAUGACCCCGGUUCCUGUGGUUCUGGAUGAGGAUGAUCAAGACGUGGACUCUGCAGAUGAGUCUAUCACUGCUGAACUCAUGGUGGCUCCCGAGGAUGCCUCAAAGCUGUUGGCUGGGCCUGGCCGACGGAUACGCCGCUUCAAGCAGGAAUGGCUCAAGAAAUUCUGGUUCCUGCGUUACUCGCCAACGCUCAAUGAGAUGUGGUGUCAUGUCUGCCGCCAGUACACCGUCCAGUCCUCACGCACUUCCGCCUUCAUCAUCGGCUCCAAGCAGUUUAAGAUCCACACCAUCAAGCUGCACAGCCAAAGCAACCUGCACAAGAAAUGCCUGCAGCUUUACAAGCUCCGGAUGCACCCUGAGAAAACUGAGGAGAUGUGCCGGAACAUGAUGCUGCUGUUCAACGCUGCAUACCAUCUAGCUCUUGAGUGCAGACCCUUCUCGGACCUUCGAGCUCUAGCUGAGUUGCUUAAGAAAUGCGAGCUCAAGGUUGUUGACCAGUACAUGAACGAAGGUGACUGCCAGAUCCUUAUCCACCAUAUCGCCAGAGCUCUGAAGGAAGACCUGGCAGAGAGAAUUCGACUUUCACCCUUCCUGAGUGUCAUCAUGGACGGGCAGAAUGAUGAUUUGCUGUCAGACACUGUUGCUGUGUAUGUGCAGUUCAUUACCAGCGAGGGACCGCCUGCCACAGAGUUCCUCUCCUUGCAGAGGCUAAGCGUUGGCACUGUGGAUGGCUACCUCCAGGCCAUCGAUCGGGCCUUUGCUGUGCUUGGCCUUAGACUCCAGGACAUGCUAGUGGCUGGUCUUGGGGUCGAUGGCGCUAACAUCUCCUCCAGUUUAAGAGCAAAUCUGUACAUUGCUGUACGAAAAACACUACCCUGGAUCCUCUGCUUGCCAGUCAUGAUCCAUCGUCCUCAUCUGGAGGUGCUGGAUGCUAUCAGUGGGAAGGAACUGUCCUGUUUGGAGGACCUGGAGAACAACCUGAAGCAGCUCCUGAGCUUUUACCGGUACUCCCCUCGCAUGAUGGCUGAGCUCAGGACUACUGCCCCCACGCUGUCUGAGGAGACUGAGUUUCUGGGAGACAUACGAGCCGUCCGCUGGAUUAUAGGAGAGCCAAAUGUACUAAAUGCUCUUAUCAAAGAUUACCUGGAGGUGGUAGCUCACCUAAAGGAAAUCAGCAGCCAAACACAGAGGGCAGAUGCAGCAGCCAUCGCCUUAACCCUGCUUCAGUUCCUCAUGGACUACCAGUCUGUCAAGUUAAUAUAUUUUCUCCUGGAUGUCAUCGCUGUCCUUUCACGCCUAGCUUUCAUCUUCCAGGGGGACUACCUGCUGGUGUCUCAAGUAGAUGCCAAAAUUGAGGAGGCCAUCCAUGAGAUCGGUCAGCUGGUGGACUGCCCUGGGGAGUACCUGCAGGAGUUUGAGGAAAACUUCCGUGAAAGCUUCAAUGGCGUAGACCUUAAGAACUUGCGCGUUGCCGAAUCAAAGUUCCAAUCCAUCCGAGAAAAGAUCUGCCAAAAGAGCCAGAGCAUCUUGUCCCAGCGACUCGACAUGCACAGCCGCACUGUGGUCAAGGCGUCCCGGGUGCUCGACCUGACCACCUGGCCAAGGAACAGGGAAGACAUGCGAGCCUUCGGUGAGGAAGAGAUCCUACAAAUCUUUGAUCACCUGGAAGUGAUCCCUACGGCUGGCCAUGAGUCUUUGCGGGACCGAACUGACGCUCGGGGCAGUCUACUCGUAGAGUGGAGGGACCUGAAAGCCGACUACUACAGCAUGAAUGGCUUCAAGGAGGUGGUCAGUCAAAUCUCCAGGUACAAGCAGCGCUUCCCUAUGCUUAACCGCAUCCUCCAAGUUGUCAGGGUCUUGCCCACUUCCACCGCCUGUUGUGACAAGGGCCGGGAAUCCCUAAAGAAAGUGCGGAAGAACAACCGCUCAAGGCUGACGCUGGACCAGAUGAAUGACCUACUGACACUUGCGGUUAACGGGCCACCCAUAGCCAACUUUGAUGGCAAACGACCAUUGGACAGCUGGUUUGAAGAGAAGUCUGGCAACAGUUAUUCACUUUCAGCUGAAAUGCUGAAUAGAAUGUCGGCUACUGAACAAAAGUCAGUUCUGCACAGCAUGGAUGUGAACACAGAGUUUUACCCUGAUAUUUGAAUGAUGAGGGCCCAGGCUUUGCUCCACUUUAUUCCAAAAGCCAUCCGGGUUGGGGGUGGGCGGGGUUGAUCUGGGCUAUCGUGUGAUUGGCCAUAAUAGUGUGCAAUGGCCCUGCUGCUAAGAUGGCCUGAUCAGCAUCACUUGGAAACUUAGCUAGUAGAAUUGUAAAUUUGUUGAAAUCACUUUUAUUUCAAGCUCAGGAGGCAAAGCUGGUCUUUAAGAGGCAAGACAACAAAUCAGCAAAGUUGACUUACUAUAAGAACAAUCACUUUGUAUGAGUGUGUUAAAGUAUGCAUAACACAUAGCACUUAUAACAUAUGCUAAUCGCUGUUAUCAACUCUGUAGAGAUAACAAUUGUCAUUUAGUCUGGAUUGUAAACUCUGCAAUCAACAUUCAUUAGGAAAUGCCAUAGGUUAAUAGGUCAAAAGCACAUGUUUUUGUAACAAUGAAAAUAAUUUUUCCUUCAAACUUGUCUUUGAAUUCUAAACAUUUACUAUAAUGUAAAUGUCUUUUGGCUUAAUUUGAAAUUAUUUGGUGUUUGAUUCAUAUGAUGUUGUAUGUGAUUGUGCCAUUAGAGCAUAUUGUAAAUUGAUUAAGUGAUUAAUUGAAACAACUAACAAAGGUGCUAGGCCACAUGUUGUCACAGGAGAAUGUAUGGUUUGUUUAAAUGUUGUUUUAUACUGGUAUGUACUGUUACAGUGAUUGAUAUUUCUACUGUGGCUUUUAUAGGUCUUAAAAUACUCCAUGGGGAGAAAUGUAUUAACAUGUUUUAAAUUGCUUAAUCAAAUGCAGGCAUCUAUUAUUCAGUAGUAUGAUAUUCAUUUGCAGGGUAAAAAUGCAAAAAAAUUGCUUAUGUUCGUAAAUGUUAUCAACAUUUUCUUUUAAUAAUAUUGUUUGUAAUUUGCAGAUAUUUCUUGCAUUUACUCUUGUUAAGUUGUUGUUUUUUUAUAAUACUUCUCCUGCCAAAUCGUCAAGACAGCUUUGAGAGCCAUGCCACUAGAAUGUAGUCACGUGUGCAAUAUGUAUACGGAGGGGUCUAAAAUAAUUCAAACCCUUGAUAAAGAUUUGCAACAAUUUCUGUCUAAAAAUGUAAAAUACUGAGCAGUAUUGUAUGCUCAAAGAAUUUGACAUUAUACGUGUAUACUAAUGUAAUUACUCAAAGCUGCUAUUUAACUUAAAUUUAAACAGCUUAGGGGUCAAAAGAAACUCAAAUGGUGAAAAAACUCAAACAUAAUCUUAAUUUCUUACAUUUUGUAAAGGUUGUAUGAAUAACAUCAGUGAUACACUAUAUUUUACUGUAGAUAUGAAAUGGGUUUCUUUUCUGCUAAUUCAUUCUUAUUUUCACCCCAAACCCAUCAGCUGUGUGUGUGGCAGAGGACUCAGUUUUCAUGUCAUCUGACCAAAGUACAGGUAUCCAGUCAAGGUGCUAAUUCUUUUCAGUUGCAUUAAAAUAUGGCUCUUUGGCAAUAUACAACCCAACAGUGGGAAAGUGGAAAAGAACUCCAUACCUGCAGUAUGGUGUUGGAUCAGUGAUGUUAUGUGGUCUUAUGGCUUCCACUCGUAGUAUGGCCUUUCAGAUCAACAGUGAUAAAAUAAAUAUUAAAAUGUGCAAGGAAAUGCCUACAAUCAGGUUAAAUUGGGCAGGGGCCAGCAGGAGCUGAGCUCCUGCACAUAUGGUCAAAAUUAGAUCUAAGGGGAGCUGAGCUCCUGUACUUCCACUGGCAAGCAAUUUAACAGGUUAGAUAGAACUGGAAAGUUGUGCUCCCCACUUCUCAAAUCCCAAUUUAACCCCUGGCUACAUUGUAAACAUUUACCUAACUCAGUGUCCAUAUCUGGAAAGAUUGUGUGUGGAGUAGUGGUCUAAGUUCCCUCCCAGUUUGUUCUCCAACUUAUGAAAUAUUUUAGAAAAAGUCUCGGUGCCAUUAUCCCCAGAAGGUGAAGUAGUGUUUGGAUGCCAUAAAGCGGAAAAAAUACUACUACUUACCUGAUACUAGCUCAAUAGUUGUAUAGUGUAUUUUAUUGUGUAUAGUGUCAUUUUUGCUCAUCUUUAUUAGGGACAUCAGUUAUGUUGGACUGUUUAUGAGUUAUGGCAAAAUUAAACUGUUUAGAAGUAAAUACUACCCAUCUUAAUACAUUACUUAAUGCCAAUGCCAAAUUCAUUAAUGGACAGAAUUUUUUUCCUGAAAUGCAUAUUUUUGUGGCUGCUACAGUUGUUGUCGUACAUGCCAAAGUGUAGAUUUCAGAAGUGUCUGGAAACUGGAAUAAGUUAAAACAUUAAUUACAUAUUUUUUACUAUUCUUUUUCAGAGUAAUAUCCCUUGCAAAUUAUCCAAGUCUCUGAUAAUUUAGUGUGGAGUGAAAUGCAUUUAAUAUCCCAGAAACCACUAACUUUGCACCUGUGUCGUAUAAACUGAACCGUAUGAGUAACUGUUAACCAGGGUUGAUGGGAUCAUUUCUCUUAUGUUGGUUAAUGACUCAGACUGUUUGACUUUGUUGUUGAAAAUGUAUUGUAAAUUGUACAUGUAUUAUACUUUAUAUUGACUUAGUGGCCAUGCAUUAAUCAGAAACAUAUAUUUUUGCAUGUAUUGAAAGUGAGUUUGUUGAGGUUCACUUUUGUUCCUCAAAGGCACAUCGCUGAUCAGUGGCAGUGUCUGAGCCAGAUUGCUUUUAAGCCUAAGAUUUCACCUUUAAAUGAAUUUAUGUGAUGUAAUAAUUUAAAGUGGUAAGCACACUUGCUCUGUUGGCAUGUUUGCUGUACGCUACUCUAUAUGCAUGCUAUUGUAAUCCUCAAAUAACAACAUACACAUUUAUUACAAAAACAUGCAUUUUUCAGCAUAUGUAUUUUGGUUGGAUAUAGACUACCACCUCAAUGAGGUAUGAAAUGUGUACAUUUGUCACAAAAACUGUUUUUCUUUUUGUUUACUCAAAUCGAGAGUUUACCAUGCCCAAAAUCUGCCAAAAUUCAAGAACAUAUUUUCUUAUUUUGGCUAAAGAAAUAUUUGUUUGGUCUAAUAAGUUUUUUAAACCCUGAGUUUUCUCAUGGUGAUAUUCAAGAUACAGUCUUCAUUCACAAGGCCUGCCAGGCAUCUCAUUCUCCAUUUUAUACUGUCAGUUGAAGUGAACCUCUUAUCCAUUAUUACUCAAGUACUCAAAUAAGAUAAAUCUUCUAAUCCAAAUGGAAGAGUUUGUGGGAUAUUGACAGCCCACCAUUGUUCUCAACUGGCAACUAAUUCCAUUGUACUUGUAUUUCCAUUAUACUGAACAAACAUAUAAAUGCAGCAUGUUAUGUUUUGGUUCUAUGUUUCAUGAGCUAAAAUAAAAGGGCAGAACCUUUUAAUAUGCAAAGAAAGCAUAUUUCUCUCAAACGUGUUUACAUCUUUGUUGGUAAGUUGUUUUUCUUUUAUAUAUACUGUAACUCAGUAAAAUCUAAGAAGUGUUUGCAUAUUGAAAGUGCAUCUAUAUUUUUGUUCAGUGUAUUUAGUAUCUGAUGUACUUAAAACCAAACUCAACGCAGGCCUGGUUUAAUAAAUGAACUCUUAACAAUUGGCAGCUGUAUAUUUCAUCAACUGCAUCACAAUGCCAAAAAUAUUUGCCCUCUGAAUGCAAUAAUUCUGAGGAAUGCUUUUUGUGUGUUAGCCUAUCUUUGGUACAUAAAUUAUAAACUGCUUUGG